This is a messenger RNA of Lagenorhynchus albirostris (white-beaked dolphin), 3722 nucleotides long. It is a transcript of the gene SH3BP4, whose product is annotated as SH3 domain binding protein 4. The record is from RefSeq and is a predicted model, not a curated record. Gene Ontology annotation, molecular function: protein binding. NCBI's taxonomy places the organism in Eukaryota, Metazoa, Chordata, Mammalia, Artiodactyla, Delphinidae. Gene Ontology annotation, cellular component: cytoplasm. The coding region runs from base 264 to 3143 and encodes 959 amino acids. The transcript is spliced from 5 exons.
CUCGGCUGUCCCGGCCCUUCGCCGCCACCGCCGCCGCGCGGUGGUUCCCGCGGAUCCGCGCGCGCCGCCGGCCGGGAGAGCUCUCAGACCGCGAGGCGAGCCGCAGGAACCCGUGGGACGCAAUGCGAGCCAGGAAGAAGCACGUUGCAGAGCUGAUGCCGUAGCGCAGCAUGGUUGCCUGAGACAGAAGCUUCAGCAAUUGCUGGAAUAACUGGAGGGGAAACAUGAAACCUUAGCCGUUCACCCGGCAAGAGAGUUUCAAGAUGGCAGCUCAGCGCAUCCGAGCUGCCAACUCCAGCGGCCUCCCGCGGUGCAAGUCCGAGGGGACCUUGAUUGACCUGAGUGAAGGGUUUUCAGAAACAAGCUUUAAUGAUGUCAAAGUGCCUUCUCCCAGUGCCUUGCUAGUAGACAAUCCCACGCCCUUUGGAAAUGCAAAGGAAGUGAUCGCCAUCAAGGACUACUGCCCAACCAACUUCACCACCCUCAAGUUCUCCAAGGGCGACCACCUCUACGUCCUGGAUACGUCAGGCGGGGAGUGGUGGUACGCACACAACACCACGGAGAUGGGCUACAUCCCUUCCUCUUACGUGCAGCCCUUAAACUACCGGAACUCCACCUUAAGUGACAGUGGGAUGAUCGACAAUCUUCCAGACAGCCCGGACGAAGUAGCCAAGGAGUUAGAUUUGCUCGGAGGAUGGACAGAUGACAGGAGGGAGUCGAGCAAAACCUACAGUAAUAAUCCUUUCUGGAACGGUGUCCAGACAAACCCGUUUCUCAAUGGGAAUGUACCAGUGCUGCCCAGCGUGGACCUACCGACUCCCCGAAGCGCCGUGGACUUGCUCCUCUUUGACACGGGCACAGCUUCGUUCACUGAGUCCAGCUCAGCGACGACCAACAUCUUCGACGAGCUGCCGGCCACCAGCCGCCUGCACGCGGAGCCGACGGUCAGGCGGGACAACCCUUUCUUCCGGAGCAAGCGUUCCUACAGCCUCUCGGAACUCUCCGUCCUCCAAGCCAAGUCCGACACUCCCGCAUCCUCGGGGUUUUUCACGGGCUUGAAAUCGCCGGCCCCCGAGCAGUUCCAGAGCCGGGAGGACUUCCGGGCUGCCUGGCUGAGCCACCGGAAGCUGGCCCGGUCUUGCCACGACCUGGACUUGCUGGGCCAAAGUCCCGGCUGGGGCCAGACCCAAGCGGUGGAGACGAACAUCGUGUGCAAGCUGGAGAGCUCGGGGGGCGCCGUGCAGCUUCCCGACACCAGCAUCAGCAUCCACGUGCCCGAAGGCCACGUGGCCCCAGGGGAGACGCAGCAGAUCUCCAUGAAGGCUCUGCUGGACCCCCCGCUGGAGCUCAACAGCGACAGGUGCAGCUGCGUCAGCCCGGUGCUGGAGGUGAAGCUGAGCACCCUGGAGGUGAAAACCCACAUCCUCCUGGAGAUGAAGGUUUCAGCUGAGGUGAAAAGUGACAUUUUCAGCAAAAGCACAGUGGGCCUCCAGUGCCUGAGGAGCGACUCAAAGGAGGGGCCCUAUGUCCCCAUCCCACACACCUACAGCUAUGGGGACACGGUCCAGGCCCAGCUGGACGACCUGGAGCCCUGUAUGUACCUGGCCAUCGUUGCCCACGGCCCGAACAUCCUCUACCCUUCCACGGUCUGGGACUUCAUCAAUAAGAAAGUCACCGUGGGUCUCUAUGGCCCCAAACACAUCCACCCAUCCUUCAAGACGGUGGUGACCAUUUUCGGGCAUGAUUGUGCCCCCAAGACCCUACUGGUCAGCGAGGUCACCCGCCAGGCCCCGAGCCCGGCCCCAGUGGCACUGCAGCUCUGGGGCAAGCACCAGUUCGUCUUGUCCAGGCCCCAGGAUCUCCGAGUCUGCAUGUUUUCCAACAUGACCAACUACGAGGUCAAAGCCAGCGAGCAGGCCAAGGCCGUGAGAGGCUUCCAGGUGAAGCUGGGCAAGGUAAGCCGCCUCAUCUUCUCCAUCAGCUGCCACAACGCCAGCGAGCUCUCCGACUUCACCUUGCGGGUCCAGGUGAAAGACGACCAGGAGGCCAUCCUGACCCAGUUUUGCGUCCAGACCCCACAGCCACCCCCGAAAAGCGCCGUCAAGCCAUCCGGGCAGAGACGGUUCCUCAAGAAGAACGAGGUCGGGAAGAUCAUCCUGUCCCCGUUUGCUGCCACCACCAAGUACCCGACUUUUCAGGACCGCCCUGUGUCCAGCCUCAAGUUCGGCAAGUUACUCAAGACGGUGGUGCGGCAGAGCAAGAACCACUACCUGCUGGAGUACAAGAAGGGGGACGCCAUCGCCCUGCUCAGCGAGGAGAAGAUCCGGCUGAAGGGGCAGCUGUGGACCAAGGAGUGGUACAUCGGCUACCACCAGGGCAGGGUCGGCCUCGUGCACGCCAAGAACGUGCUGGUGGUGGGCAAGGCGCGGCCCAGCCUCCUCUCCGGGCCCGAGCUGAGCACGUCGCUGCUGCUGGAACAGAUCCUGCGCCCGUGCAAGUUCCUCACCUACAUCUACGCCUCCGUCCGCACGCUGCUCAUGGAGAACAUCCACAGCUGGCGCUCCUUCGCCGACGCCCUGGGCUACGGGAACCUGCCGCUCACCUGCUUCUGCCGGGCCGAGCUGGACAGCGAGCCCGAGCGGGUGGCGUCCGUCCUGGAGAAGCUGAAGGAGGACUGCAACAGCACGGAGAACAAAGACCGGAAAUCCUUCCAGAAGGAGCUCAUGAUGGCCUUACUGAAGAUGGACUGCCAGGGCCUGGUGGUCAGACUCAUCCAGGACUUCGUGCUUCUGACCACGGCGGUCGAGGUGGCCCAGCGCUGGAGGGAGCUGGCCGAGAAGCUCGCCAAGGUGUCCAAGCAGCAGAUGGACGCAUACGAGUCUCCUCACCGGGACAGGAAUGGGGUGGUGGACAGCGAGGCCAUGUGGAAGCCUGCGUACGACUUUCUACUCACCUGGAGCCACCAGGUCGGGGACAGCUACCGGGAUGUCAUCCAGGAGCUGCACACUGGCCUUGAUAAGAUGAAAAACCCCAUCACCAAGCGCUGGAAACACCUCACAGGGACCCUGAUCAUGGUCAACUCCCUGGACAUCCUGCGAGCGGCCGCUUUCAGUCCCGUGGACCACGAUGACCUCGUGAUUUGAACGGGUCUGCGACCUUCUGACGCCCUCCCAGAGGGCUGCCCCGGGGUGCGUGCCCUCUGUCUGCCCCGGAUGCCCAGGCGGGCACUUAGAACUGGGGAGGGAGGGAAGGUCAGCUCAGACAGACCCAGGGUCCCUCCUGGCUGGAUCCACACCCAGGACCGAGCACACGCGAUGUUCCACCCGCCUCCUCUGUCACGGGAGAGACCUGGAGGGAAUUUCUACUGCAGGUUGUUGCCAAUCAAAUAGCUUUCUAUUUGUUAAGUAUAAAUUUAAAUAACUUUUUUUUAAAGUAUGGGGGGGCGUACGAGAAAGGUGGUAUCUAAUUUUUUAAUGGACCAUAAAGGUAAAAAAAAAAAAAGAAAAAGAAAAUACUUCAUAGGGGCAGAUACUGUUGAGGUUUUUAUGUUCUAUAAAGACCUUUUUAAAUUAUGUUACAGAUGUAUAUAUGUAUUUAAGGGUCAUGGGGGCAUUUCUGAUUGCCGGAUUCUCUUUGCAUUUCAACACUUAGCACGGAAAGACACUCGUUCAGAUGUUGGACCUUUUUGCCUCUGUACUUGUAAAAAAAAAAAAAAAAGAAAA